AUGCCUCACGCCGGUGCUGAAACGGGCUUUGCCCAGAAUGAGCCGUCUGUGUCGGCUCAUAACGAGCCACCGGAGAUUUCCAAGACAGCAAGCAACGACUUCUAUCGGAUAGAAGAAAUCCUGAUCGAAAGGUGCCGAACCACUCCAGAUGUACCUUUGAUCGGAUACCCUUCCAACUCUCAUACUGCAGAGUCAUAUGUCUAUUACACCGCACGGCAAUUCGAUUGCUUUGUUAAUGGAGCCAUUCAGGACCUUCAACGCCAAGGACUAGAAUCUCGCGAUGGCGAAUCAUCGAAAGAUAACAAAGUCAUUGCUCUGCUUGGCCCAGCCAACCUUGACUACGUUGUUACAGUAUUUGCAAUCGCUCGCAUGGGAUAUGCUGUCUUCUAUCUCUCCACACGACUGAGUCAAGAGGCCUAUCUCAGCCUCCUCAAGCAGACAGAUUGCCACCAUAUACUGUACGCAGAUUUACCGGCAUUGGAGAAAUCGGUGUCCGAACUGUGUGCUCAGAAGGCCAAUCUGCAAUCAUUCGCUUUCACAGCACAGUCUACGUACAUGGAAUGUACAACAUCAUCGCCGUAUUCAUUUAGGAGCCGACCCGGUGACGAUACCAAGACUGCAUACAUCAUUCACUCAUCCGGUUCAAGUGGACUUCCCAAAGCAAUUUUCAGCACCCACAAAGCUGGGAUCUCAAACUACACUUUCAGCAAGUCAUUUGAGUCUUAUUUUGUGACACUGCCAUUCUAUCAUGGUCAUGGGGUGAGCAUGUUCUUUCGAGCUAUCUUCAAGGGAAAGCCCAUUGCGCUGUAUAAUGCUUCAUUGCCAUUAACUGGAGGGUAUUUGGUCAAAGGCCUACAAUCCCUUACGCCCGAGAGCUUUCACUGCGUUCCAUAUGCAUUGAAGCUUAUUGCUGAGACUGAUGGUGGAGUUGAGGCGUUAUCAAAGACGAAGCAAGUCCUUUUCGGAGGAAGCAGUUGCCCAGAUGAUCUUGGUGAUAAACUCGUCGCAAGCGGCGUUCGCCUCAUCAGCCAUUAUGGUGCUACGGAAAUCGGGCAAGUUAUGACUUCUGAUCGCCCAUUAGGAGAUGACGCAUGGAACUAUCUUUAUCCAUUGCCAACAGCUGCGCCGUAUCUCCUAUUCGAUCUACUUGAGGAUGGUACAUUUGAAUGUGUCGUCCUAGAUGGCCAUCCCGCGAAAAACAAGAGCAACUCAGAUGAUCCGCCCAACUCUUAUCGGACCAGCGAUUGCUUUGCAAAGCAUCCCGACCUCGAGAAUCGUUGGAAGUACAUUGGCCGUCUUGAUGACCGAGUCAACCUUGUGAACGGCGAGAAGGUUUUGCCAAUUCCGAUAGAGCAUCGCAUCAGACAAAACAAGUAUGUCAAAGAAGUGCUUGUUGUUGGCGUUGGCAAGUUUUUGCCUGGACUCCUCAUUGUGCCAAGCGGCCAUGUCAAAGAACUCCCUCCAAAUGGGAUAUUUGAAGCUAUCUGGCCUGAUAUCGCUGCUGCAAACACUAAUGCUGAGGCAUUCAGCCAGAUAGCCAAAGAGAUGGUUGAGAUACUCCCUCUCGGUACUUGGUAUCCCAAGACGGAGAAGGGUACUCUGAUGCGAAAGGCGUGCUAUAAACAUUUUGAAAACGUGAUAGAAGACUUGUUCAAUCGUGCGAGUGGCUCAGAUCAAACUUAUCAUGGAGAGGCCUCUGCAGCAAAAGCUGCCCUGACUGUUACUGGAAUUGAAGAAUUCUUGACAGGCGUUAUCCAGCAGGAUUUAGGUCUGGUUCAUAUCGAGACUAACACUGACUUCUUUACGGCCGGUCUUGACAGUUUGCAAGCUAUCAAAGCCCAUGGAAUAAUCAAAAGGCAUCUUGAUCUUGGAAACGGCCUUUUGAAUCAGAAUGCAUUGUAUGAGCUCGGCAACAUUCAAAACCUCGCAGCUCACUUAUAUAAGCUGAGAACCGGCGAGAAAACAUCCGCAAAGGAUGAAGUCACAACCAUGAGCGAGCUUAUCAAGAAAUACUCUGACUUCAAGAAGUCAACGCCUGAAGCAAAAGAAGAAGUGCUUCUCACUGGUGCAACUGGAUCUCUUGGCUGCUACAUACUAUCGAAGCUUCUUUCCAAAGACUCGGUCAGAAGGGUUUACUGCCUAGUGAGAGCGACCACCGCCGAUUCCGCCUUGGAUAGAGUCAUUGGCACUCUGUCUCAAAGGGGGCUUCCAAUGAUCAACAUUUCAAAGAUCAGGGCCCUUCCCGCAGAUCUUUCCAAGUCGGACCUAGGGCUUAUGGCCGAUACCAUACACGGACUUCGUAACACACUUACCAAGGUCAUCCAUAGUGCCUGGGCCGUGAACUUCAAUAUUGGAGUUCGUAGCUUCGAGAAAUAUCAUAUCGCAGGCGUGCGGAAUCUCAUUGACCUGUGCCUAUCUUCGAAUCGUCAGUCACCAGCAGAAUUCUACUUCUGUUCUUCUAUUUCGUCUGCUGCCGGUACCCCCCUGCCGGCUACGAUUGCAGAGCAACCUGUGCCAGCUCUAUCGCACGCUCAUGAUAUGGGGUACGCGAGAUCAAAGCUUGUUGCCGAGCGCAUUGUACAAGCUGCCGCAGAACAGACAGGGAUUACUUCAAAGGUACUUCGUGUGGGUCAGAUUGUGGGCGAUACAGUUCAUGGUCGCUGGAAUCCGGAAGAAGGCAUCCCGUUGAUGAUUCGAAGCGCUGUGACUCUGGGUGCACUACCCGCCCUAGAGGAGACACCGUCAUGGACACCAGUCGACAUUGUUGCUCAAGCUGUGUUAGAGUUGUGCGGCAUAGAGGUCCCCGGGGUGAAUAUCAGAGGUCCUAUCAAGAAAUAUAGCGAGGAUCCUACUGUUGUUUACCACGUUUUGAAUUCUUCUGUAUUUCACUGGACGAGGGAUCUUUUACCAGCUCUUCAUGAUGCAGGACUUGACUUCGAGGUUGUUGGUCAAAGAGACUGGAUAAAGCGUCUGAGAGAAAGCGAUCAAGACCCUGUCAAGAACCCUACCAUUAAACUGACCGAUUUCUAUGCUGGGAAGUAUGACAACGACAAAAGUCGUGCAGGCUUAGUAUACACUACUACGCUCACAGAGGAAGUUUGCCCUUCCUUGAGGGGUGGUGUGAACCUGAUUUCGAGUGGAAUCGUCAAGAAGUUUGUUGACUCAUGGCGACAUGACUGGGAAAUCGUGUAG
This is a messenger RNA of Penicillium cosmopolitanum, 3192 nucleotides long. RefSeq lists its product as uncharacterized. Lineage: Eukaryota; Fungi; Ascomycota; Eurotiomycetes; Eurotiales; Aspergillaceae. The transcript has 2 exons. The record is from RefSeq and is a predicted model, not a curated record. The coding region runs from base 1 to 3192 and encodes 1063 amino acids.